GCCGGUGGUCCACCCACGUGACACCCGACGUGAAACUUUGACAUUCAAAACAAAUAAGUUUUUAUUUUGUUGGUUAGCCCAUUUAAUAUUUAUUUAAACUGGAACAGAGAGCCAAGAUAUCAAUGAAACCUACAAUCCUGUGUUUCUUUUUUGGAUAACAACCAUUUUAGAUAUUUCAGCAAGACAAAAAUAACUAAGUAUGAUAAAGACUUAUUUGUUUUCAAAGUCCAAUAACAUACAGAAAUACCUACAAUAAAAUCACUAUAACCUAUGUAUAUCGAUAUGUAUAUCGACGACCACCUUAUAAUGAACGGUAAUUAGUAUUUACUGAGCUAACGAAUAUUUUUUUAACCGAUCCCUAAAAGUCAGAACUGUAUGAUAUUAUUAUGCCAAGGUCAGAACAAUUACUGGAUGAUCCCAUGUCGGAUUACCCGACUGGGAUGGUGCAAGACCUCAUAGACAUGUACUAUGAGCGAGAGUUCCUGUGGCAAGAGAGGUCCAGACAUUACAAGGACAAAGCAUUGACGGAGCAAGCCUACGAAGAAAUGGCGAAUUUUCUGAGAAAAUCUGGCUUCCCUGAUGCUACCGCCAACAGCCUCCAAAAACAGUUUCAAAUCAUGAGACAAGCAGUUAUCACGGAAAAGAAAAAAAUUGACAAGUCUCAAGGGCGAUAUAUACCCGACGUAUGGUACUAUGAUCUAAUGACGUUUUUGACCGAUCAGCAUGAGAAGCCACGACUAUCUUCCCACCCACGUCCGUCGAAAAGUCUCACGCUAAGGGCUUCGUGGUUUGCAAAAAAAGGCAAAGGUGAAAAAUCUGUAGCAGCUCCUGCAAUGCGCAAGAAAGUUUCAUCUCAAGCAGAGAAACAUGACGAAUCUCCCGCCGAUGUAGACGAGUUCGAAGCUAUAGGAAUCAAUUACGCGAGUAAAUUAAAAAGAAUGAACUCAAAGCAGCAAAUAAUAGCCGAGCUGCUGAUUCAGAAAGUCAUCGCGAAGGGUUUGAUGGGCGAGUUGUCGACGGCCACCGAGCUGGUGCAAGUACACCGGGAUAAGGACAGAAUCUCCUCUAAAGUGAGACUUAGUUCUCCAAUCAACAGCAACAAUCGCCCAAGAACGCAACACUGUAACAAUCAUAGUCGUAACCAUGAAUAGGAAAAAUAGUAAGCCGACUGUACAAGAGGCAGCGUCCACAUCAUCAGCGGAUAGUUUCGUCAGAAUGAGCGAGUUCAAGGCGGUGGGGGUGAACUACGCUCGCAAGCUGAAGAGGCUAAGCUCCCGGCAGCUGCUGCUGGCUGAGCUGCUGAUCCAGAGGAUCCUGGCGCUGGGGCUGGCCGGGGAGCUCAGCGGGGGCACCGACCUCGUCGAUAUCUAUAGCGGAUCCAGGGUAUUAAAGAGGAAAUCUUGAUUAAGUAUAUGUAUAUAUUACGCUGUUUUAACAUAAUCUACUUAAUUUGAGGAAAAUGGAAUGCAAGCCAAAAUAUGGAUUGAAUACAGUCGCGUUGUUUGUAAAUAAUCCACAUCAGCUUGAUUGAAGGUGCUUAUUACUCUCAUUGUUUAUACUAAUACAUAAUUAUAAGAAGUAUUAAUAACUACAUAAGUUACCUACCCGUUAAUUAAAUUAUCAUGUUCAAUUCAAACA
Molecule: messenger RNA, 1638 nt
Organism: Plutella xylostella (diamondback moth)
Lineage: Eukaryota; Metazoa; Arthropoda; Insecta; Lepidoptera; Plutellidae
Source: RefSeq, a predicted model, not a curated record